Molecule: messenger RNA, 3786 nt
Organism: Myotis myotis
Lineage: Eukaryota; Metazoa; Chordata; Mammalia; Chiroptera; Vespertilionidae
Product: translational activator of cytochrome c oxidase 1
Exons: 5
Coding region: 196-1089 (297 amino acids)
Cellular component (GO): mitochondrion
Source: RefSeq, a predicted model, not a curated record
CGCUGCUGCGGGCGCGGCGCGGGGUCCGUGUUGUUCCGGCUGCUCCCGGCGGGCCUAAGCCCUUGAGUCACCGGUGGCAGGUGAAGGCGACCGCAGGCUCCUGACCUGCUUGAUCCGGCGGCGACCGGACUGGCUGAUGACUUUGGCCGCUGCCCUUUCUCUGUUCUUGCUGACCUUGGCCCAGGGUCGGAGCCAAUGGCGGCUUGGGCCACUGUCUAUCUGAGCAGGACCGCUGCACCAUGCUUGCGGGCUCUAGGCCCUGGAGCCCAGGCGGCUCUUCCGUGCGUCUCCGCAGGCUCUCAGCCCCAUCCCCCGGGCUGUGGCCCCGCUCGGGGCCGGACGCUGCACCUCACCACCGCAGCCCGCGCUGGGCACAACAAGUGGUCCAAAGUCCGACAUAUCAAGGGUCCCAAGGACACUGAAAGGAGUCGCAUCUUCUCCAAGCUUACUUUGAGCAUCCGCCUAGCGGUUAAAGAAGGAGGCCCCAACCCUGAGCUCAACAGCAACCUGGCCCACAUCUUAGAGGUGUGUCGCAACAAGCACAUGCCCAAGUCAACGAUUGAGGCAGCGCUGAAAACGGAGAAAACCAAGGACAUUUAUUUGUUGUAUGAGGGUCGAGGCCCUGGUGGCUCUUGUCUGCUCAUUGAGGCAUUAUCUAACAGUGGCCCCAAGUGCCAUUCGGACAUCAAACAUAUCCUGAACAAGAAUGGGGGAAUGAUGGCUGAAGGAGCUCGCCACUCCUUUGACAAAAAGGGGGUGAUCGUGAUUGGAGUGAAGGACAAAGAGAAGAAAGAAGUGAACCUAGAGCGUGCCCUGGAGCUGGCGAUUGAAGCAGGAGCUGAGGAUGUUAAUGAAACUGAAGACGAAGAGGAACAAAAUAUUUUUAAAUUUAUUUGUGAUGCCUCUUCACUGCAUCAAGUGAGGAAGAAGCUGGACUCCCUGGGCUUGUGUCCUGUGUCCUGUGCACAAGAAUUCAUCCCCAACACAAAGGUGCGGCUGACUGACCCGGACCUGGAACAGGCCGCCCACCUCAUCCAGGCUCUUGGCAACCAUGAGGACGUGAUCCAGGUCUAUGACAACAUUGAGUAACCAGACUGUAUGUGCCCUCCAGCUCCUUCCUAGGCAACUGGCAGCUUGUUCUGGAGCACAGGCUUCUACAGUGUCCUCUAGACUGAAGUAGGUCUGCAGCCUAGCAGGUUCAAAGGCAUAAGAUCUACAGCUUUGUGGGCACAGGAACCCCAUACUUCUCUGGGGCCUCUUUGUCAGCUCCGCUGGUGUCUCAGAGCCAUCCUGGAUGAGUCUCCCCAUUCCCUCCUGGAUGCAGAGUGGGGCUAGUCAUCUGGUCAGACUGUGAUCUCAGGAAGUUGGCCCUUCUGGGGAUGGUAGGUGCUGUGAGGGCCCAGAUACUCUUAAGUAAGAGUGAUGGAUCUGUGUUGCUGCAUUGUUGUGUAUGGCUCUUGAGUUUUCCUGGGUUUGUGUCCAGCUGUUAGGACCCUCCUGACUACCUUUCAAGUCUAUAAGCCUAGUUCCACUACUCCAAUCCCAGGACUGUUGUUUAUGUUUGUUUUGUUUUGUGGUGUGUUUUUUUUUUUUAUUGACUAUAGGAAUGUAACUCUCUCCAGACACUCUAUGUUCUAAUGCUGGUCUAAUGGCCUAAACCUGUCAUUCAUUCAUGCAACUGAUGUUUAUCAAACACCUACUAUGUACCAGGAACUAUACUUAUGAAGAGCACUAGCUGUUCAAUUGGUACCCUGUGUUAGAUCCUACUCUAAGACAUAGGACCUCAGGGGGAGCUGUCCUAGGCCAGUGCAAGCUGCUGCACAUGCAUUCUUAUUCUCUUUGUGUGCCAGGGAGCUGAAGGCUCUGGCUCAAUAGGAAAUCAAGUGCCAAUGAUAAGAGACUCCUGCUUUGCCCGGGCCCCUGUGGGCUCUGAGAUUGUUAGAGUGGACCAGUCAGCAGAUUAGGUUACUCUCAGAAAAGGCCAUACCAAGCUGGUUUAGAAAGCUGCUUGGUCCCCAGAAUGCCCAACCCUAGCUCCUCUUCAUCCCUAAUGCCAGAUGGUGAGGUACUGGGAACAGGAGAGGAAAUGAGAACAGAAGGCUGAAUCAAAAGCCUGGCCAGGUGGGAAAUAGGGCCCUUGGUGCUUUUUGCUUCUAAUAGUCACUUCUGGGUUUAGAGAGGCCAGGAGUGUCAACCACCUGUUCUGGAGCCCAUCAGCAUGUCAGGCCUGGACUGGCUUUUUGAUCCCUGCUAUUCAGCUACUUAUAAUUGUUUAAGCCAGUCUGAGCUCAGAGCAAUUUUCAUGAAGAAGUCUCAGGUAAAUGAGAAUGGAAAAGAACUAAAACGAAAUUAGUUAUAGAUGAUAACUUCAGCUUCUAGGAAAAACAGAUUACUAAUUCUUUGAUGACUUAAGCAUCUGAAGAGUGAAGGCUUGGGAAAGGAAAACCAAUGAAAUAAUCCAUGAUCAUGCCAAAGUAUAUGCUCUUAUACCUCCUUUCAUUAUCAUCAUACUACCUGGGAUUCUUUAGUUUUUAAAAGAUAACUUAUCUAAAUAUCUGAAUAGCACAUCAUUAAAAUAGGGCAACUUAAAAGUUUAAGUGCUACUUCAUAAAUUAUAAUACAUUUUAUUUAUUUGAUAUUCACAACAAACCUAGGAAAUAGUUAGGCCAAGUAUUUUAUGUUCAAAUGACCUCAUACCAAGCAGGUAAGAAGAGGUCUAAUACUACAUCUUGUAUUAAUAGACCUUAGUUUACAAAAUAGCUGUUUUGUAAAUGUUGAGUAUAAACUUGGAGGAAUGUGAUCAUUUCUGAAUUAAGGAAGAGAAUUUGCUACUUAUGUGGAAUAGUGCUUUAAUAGAUAGGAUUUGUUAAUAGGGAUUCUUUAACCUAUUUUCUUACAUCAAGGCAUACUAGAUGGCUCUGCACUGACCCCUGGUGGUGCCUUAGCCUUUCCUGCAGUUAAUAUGGAAAAGGCAGAAAUGAAACCUUACUUGAACUUGUUCUGCCUCUAGAUCUGGUGAAAAGACCCUUACCUAUAUAGGGUAGUUAAAUAACUAUUUAACUGAAUAGUUAAAGAUUGUAUGGGUUAUUCUGCCACUAGCUAUUAUUCCUCAAAGAAUAUGUCAGAGUAAAUAUUUACAAUAUAAUGUUAAAUGGAAAACAAAGAUGCAAAACUAUAUUGUAUGGCCCAAAUUUAAAAUAUGUCUCAAACCAUAAAAAUGUCUUUUUUAAAAAGACUAAAAGGAAUUGUACCAAAAUGUCAAAACUGGUUAUCUCUGGAUGGUAAUGUUAUAACUGAGUUUUAUUUUCUAUAAUCAUGUAUUACUUUCAUCAGGGGAAACAUUUAAAAAAAAGAAGAAAACUAGUCACAAUAUUGUCCAACUAGGAGGACAGCAUGUGAGGGGAUGGGAGUCAGGCAUACCUUAAAGUCAAAAGAAUGGGCUCUGGUCCUGGCCUGCCCUUGCCUUAUCUUUGGUCACUGCCUUAGCAACAUAAAAUUAUUUAGCACCUUAGAGCUGGCUUGGGUUCAUUUUCAGACGUCCUUUCAGUGGGUUGGAGGUAUCUGUGAUAGGCUCUAUCCAUUGCUUUGACUCUUAAAAGAAGCGUUCAUGUGAUAUGUAACUGCCCCCACCCUCUGCCAGAGGCCCUGGCUGAAUGGAACAGGAACAGUGAAGGCUCUGCCUCCAGCCCACUAUGACAAUUCAGCCAUGUGGUUGAGUUACUUUCUUUUCUGUCUCUGAAACAUAGCAUAGCAGUCAAUAAAACAUCAAACUCUGAGAGAUCCCAA